Ectocarpus siliculosus is the source of this 1997-nucleotide messenger RNA. Lineage: Eukaryota; Phaeophyceae; Ectocarpales; Ectocarpaceae. The record is from the annotation of a GenBank genome assembly.
AUGAGAAACAACAACUUGGGGGAAGUUGCGGGGCAGGUACCGCUGUGCACGCUGGCGUUCGCCACGCUGUGCAUCAUACUCCAGGGGUGCGUCUUUGUGUUCAACACGAACAUCGGAAACUACGUUCUGAUUCCAUCGCGGAUAAUAUACUUGGGAGAGUACUACAGGGUGAUUACGGGGGCAUUGCUCCAUGGCGGGCUGAUGCACAUCGUCUUCAACAUGAUGUCCUUCCUUUCCAUCGGAUCCAGCCUGGAGGUGGCCUUCGGGACUCUGUCGCUAUUGUUCACCAUCUUGUGGUCCAUGAUCUUGGCUGGUGUGGUUCAUUGCGGAGCAGAAUGGGUGAUGACUGUGUGGGUUACGCACGACCCAACGUAUGUCAACCAGCCCUCCGUUGGCUUCAGCGGGGUGAUAUUUACGCUGGCUCUCAUGGAGAGCUACCGGUCGACGCAGCCCACGCGCUCGGUGUUUGGCAUGAUGCGAGUGCCCACGCGGAUGUACCCUUGGGUUCUCCUGGUGCUGUUGUCGGUCUUCAUGCGGGACAUCUCCUUCGUGGGCCACCUUUCCGGCAUCCUGGUCGGCGUGAUGCACGUUUAUGGGCUAACGAAGCCUCUCAUGCCGUCUCCAGCCUUCUAUAUCGAGAUGGAGAGCUACUGGUGGGUACGAGAUAGCAUCGGGCUGAGGCAUAACUUCGUCCCCUACCCACCUCCGGCGCUGCCAACCACAGCCGAUGAGCAAGAACAACCUGGGCCAAGUAUAAGAGAUUCGUGGCAAAGCUGUUGCGAUUCCAUCGGGGCGUGCCGACGGUCGCUCGGCAACGUGGCUGCCCGUUUUGGCGCCAGCAGUGCGCACGGGCAAAAUGCCAACGGUAGAAAUAGUAAUACCGCCGGCUCCGUUGGGGCCGAUUCACGGGGGGAAACGGAGACCAGAGGAAGGCUGCUGCCAUGGGGGGUUUAGACUAGCGACGACGGGCGGGGGAGGGGUAUCCUUGAGAAAUGUCCGGGGGCAACACCACAGCCUUGCGAAACAACUUGACGCUAGAGCAUCUCACGCGUGGCCGCAAGUGGAUCCACGUAAUGGGUAUUAGGGGUGAUGGCCGCGGUUCAACGGCGUGAGCUACAUGAGCGGGAAGACUCGCUCACAUUUCAGUUGCGCGGGAUAGAUAAAUUGUGCUGGACGCGAUGAGACGCUUUCUUUGGCGUCUACAGCCGCACCCAGUAGCCUACGAUGUAUGCUUAGGAAGAAAAUAACGUGCAGGGCCGGUUCUACCGCGACGCGUCUACUCGGAACAUGUCCUGGCUUGCUCUGGGUCUGCUUGAGAAGCGGCAGCUUAUGAUGACAUCACCCAAAGUUGACACCCUCGGCACGCCGACUUCGUACGUUGAGUUGAGAUUAGAUCCAUCAGAUCUGAGAUUUACGUUCCUGGAAAUCCGAGGCUAAUGAUAUCUACAGCCCGCUCUUCGGGCAGCGACCGAACAUGACCCAACCAACGAGCGAGUUCAGAUGACAACCGUGGUGGUCCAUCUUCGCGGCAAGCGUCACUCUGCACACUCGAUACCGUGACACAAACAUCAAAUCGUAUCUUUACAGCAGUCCUUGCCAACCCAACAUAUAUCUACUUCCAAACAACAGUUGUUUCCGCGAUCUAUAACAUGCUGUCCAAGACUAGGAGCACCGAAUAUGCCUUUAGUGAGGACAUCGCAGGUCCAAGCCUGUUUAGCACUUGAUGGCUCCAAUCAGUACAGGUCAUGGUAGAUCAUGCACUUCUUCAUUUCUUGGAAGAUGACCAAAGCUUCCUUCUCCAGCUGCUCUUCUAUGAGGUCUCGGUCCGCCUGCCGCUUCCGGCCUGCUUCAGCAGCGUUUCCCACCGCCGCAACGUUUCCCUCCUUUCCAGCGGCCGGAUUUUGUUUCUUUCCUGCCUUCCCCUCCGCCGACCCAGUGCCGGCACGCGUACCGUCUUGUGUACUUGUUCGUUCCACCGAGGUUGCACUUGCGUCCGC